CCUACCUAAUUAAAGCAUCCCGUCUACGAGUAUACCCGAUAGGCCUCUCGGCCAUUGUGGCGAUGCAACGCUGGGCGCAAGGACUUGGUACAUAAUUAAGAUAUGGACUCAAGCAUCUGGCAGUUCGUACUCCAUGUCUGAUGUAUGAGGUCUUUCUGUACUCGGGCCCGUAUUCAUUGAACUCUAUCGUACACGUCAGGUGAUCUCUCAAAACUGCUCGGAUGAUAUCACGCCGCUUUUACAUCAAUCAUCAUGAGGCGCACACAUGAAUACACGGCAUCUCAAUAUGUGACCGACUCAGGAUUUCCUCUCUCUUGGAUGUGCCGCUGCGUAUGUACUGGUCGCGCAGACGAAGGGAGGGAACAAGAGGCCGAAGAAUAUCACCAACGCAACAAGCCCGCGCCCAACGUCAUCAUUGGCCGUCCUGCAGGCCGCGACGCAUAUCAUGGGCAAUCAGCCAUGCGCUAUCCUCGACAAAAUGAGACCAACACAGAAGCUGGAAAGACGACUGUGCAGGAAAUUACCGAGGAGUCCGGUCAACCAUCCACAGACACCAAUGCCAAUACCAAACCCGACCCCAACCCCAACUCGAACUCCAAUGCUACGACAACUUGAGCUUCCUGAACCUCGAGAUUUGGUUAGUCUAGGCCUACGUGUUUCCUACCUGCGCCAAGAGUUCUGCGCGUGAGGAUCUCUCACUACGAUUGACCAGCCAGGAUAUGAUAUGAACCAGUAUGCAUCAGUUGGUGAACAUUUAGAGGCACAUCUCCUCAAUUUUAUUAACCAUAUCCAACAAGACAUGUAAGAAUAAAAAGAGAAUCCUUAAGUAAGACAGACCGAAGCCGCGCAAGGCUGAAGCCUCGUCGCGCCGUAUCACGU
This is a messenger RNA of Exophiala mesophila, 879 nucleotides long. RefSeq lists its product as uncharacterized. The record is from RefSeq and is a predicted model, not a curated record. Lineage: Eukaryota; Fungi; Ascomycota; Eurotiomycetes; Chaetothyriales; Herpotrichiellaceae. The coding region runs from base 253 to 615 and encodes 120 amino acids. The transcript is spliced from 2 exons.